Molecule: messenger RNA, 1002 nt
Organism: Penicillium malachiteum
Lineage: Eukaryota; Fungi; Ascomycota; Eurotiomycetes; Eurotiales; Aspergillaceae
Exons: 1
Coding region: 1-1002 (333 amino acids)
Source: RefSeq, a predicted model, not a curated record
AUGCGUUCUUUCAUUACUACCUUGGCCCUGGGCCUUCAUGUUGUUACUUCCUCUGCUCUGAAGACGCGUACAGUCUAUCAAUUCGCUUCCAACGAUACUUGGCUGGAGAAUUUAGCCACGCGAUCCAAUGGUGUCAUCCUAGCCACUGAGAUUGGUCCUCCAGCUAAUCUUCUGGCUUUCGAUCCCCAAGAAACACCCGUUCAAAAGAAGGUGAUCCAGGAUUUUACCUCAAUCCUGGGUCUUGAUGGCAUCACUGAAGGUCCUCAUGACGUUUUCUACGUUGCCGGGUCCAACACCACCUCCGACAAUAUCAGCGACCCACCGACAAACGCGACUCACGUUUGGGAGGUCGAUUUCAACACAGACUCCGGCAAUCCAAAAAUCAAGCUAUUGUGCCGACCCAUGGCACCGACCGGAUUCAAUGGGUUGACCACCUUUAAUGAAACAAUCCUACUUGCCAGUGCCUCCUACCAAGAUGCUAUCUUUGCCAUCGAUACCCAGACCGGGCGCACAUGGGAGGCGAUUAAGCAGGAGAGUCUUAUGUCAAUGAUCAACGGCAUUAAGGUCUCGGACGGGUUUGUUUACUGGACCGCUGGUGGUGCGCUGUACCGUGCGGAGCUGUAUUCUAAUGUCACUGCUGGCACAGGACAGCUGAUCUACCAGGGUAGCGAGUAUGAUGAUUUUGCCAUUUCCCCUAAUGGCUUCGCUCUCAACUCUACCUUUGGAUCCGAUUACACGUUCGCCUACCUUGCCACCGCCGGUGGAAACACCAUUGAUCAAGUCAUCUUCACACAGAAUGGAACUGCCGUCGGUGCUGAGACUAUUGCUGGCUCCGAGGACUCGACCGAAAUUGCCGAGCCUACUGGUGUGUUCUUCGGGAGAGGAGAUGACGAAUUGAACAAAAUCUAUAUGACUACCGGGGGUGCUAGCGCAGUCAAUGUUGAUGUGAAUGGUACUGAUGUCGCUGUGGGUGCGCAGCUCCUGGAAAUUCAGCUAUCUUAG